Molecule: messenger RNA, 2556 nt
Organism: Tauraco erythrolophus (red-crested turaco)
Lineage: Eukaryota; Metazoa; Chordata; Aves; Musophagiformes; Musophagidae
Source: RefSeq, a predicted model, not a curated record
AUGGCAGACGGAACAUCUGAGUCACUGCAUUCCUCCGUAGGGCUCUUGGGCAUUUCCGCAGGGUCGCUCGUACUGGCGGUGCAUUUCUACGGUUCAGCCCGAGCAGCCCCCCUGAUCCCCAGCACGGCGCUGGGAGCCCUCCUGCUCGCUUCGGCGGCUCUUUUGGCAUAUGCAGUGUUCUGGUGCGGCUACGGAGUGGUCUUCGUCCUGGGAGGGCAAGGAGUUUUGAGCGACACCGGUGAUUUCCGCAGUGCCUUGGUGCCUGGCCUGGUCACCUUCACUUUGGCACUACUCCUUGUUGCAGUGGUGGGCUUCCUCUGCAGAGAGGCCAUCCUGGCUAUGAUUGCUGCUGCCCUCUCACUUGCCAGUGCUCAUCAAAUUGCCAUGCACUAUGGCACGGCUUUCGGUUCCUCUGCUGUGGCUUGCAAUUAUAUGGUUGUCUGCCUGGUUGGUGGUUAUUUUGCACUGGGGAGGAUUCUCUAUUUCCUAACCAAGGAGAAAAUUGCCCUCCCUGGCACGGAUCUGGCCAAGAAAAAGACCCCUGAACAGAUCCAGUCCACCAGUGGCAGCGUGAAUCAUUUCGCAGUCACCGGUCUGAUCCUGAACAUGCUGUCUGCCAGUGUCUUUGGCUGUAGGCUCCUGGGCAUCACUGGCAAGCUAUUUAUCGGUCACGUGCCCUGGCUGUGGGCAGCUGGGGUCUACCAGCUUGGCAUCUGCAUUUUAUCGUACCGUGCAAUGGAUGUACUGAUGGCUACGUUCUUCGGUUUCACUUCCAUCCUGAAAUUUGCUGGAGGCUAUUGCCUUCUGUACCCGAUCUGGCAACCGGAGGAGCCCUCUUUCCCAACUCCAUUCCUGGUGGUUUUCUCCAUUCUUUUUGCUGUCUUGGCUCUUUUUCUCACUCUGAAGAGCCCAGUGGAUGGCCUGUAUUUGCUGUUUUAUGUGGCCUACUGCAUUGCAUUAGCUUGCCAUCCCAAGGGAUUUUUUGAAGGUGGACCCCAAGGCGUGGAUGUGGCCAUCUUUGUGGCCUCAGCCUUGAUGACUCUGAUUCACCUGUACAAUGUGAAAGCAAGUGCCAAGAUCCCAACAGGGAAGGGUGCUGUGAAGGCCCUACUCGCUCGCAGCAGUUUUCUGAAGCUUCGUGAAGGGGCAGACCUUCACGCUCCCUACCUUGGGUAUUCCAAGUAUGCAGAUGCAGAAGUACUUGGCUAUGCAUGCAGUGUCCUUGCUUCUUUUGCGAUAACGAUGACAGGGGACCCACAGGCUCCGCUUGCUACUGUUGUAAUUCCAUGGGUAGUGGUAGCUGGUGGGAUCCUUAAGCUCCUGUGUGGCUCGGUGGCCUUUGCCCGGGGUAAAACCCUGGAGAGUAGUGCCUUCAUUCUCUAUGCUGUUAUGUGGAUCAUCUGGGGCUUGACAAGAUAUGGUGGCCUCUAUGGCACUACCAGAAGCUUCCACGCAGCUGUAGGCAUCAUUGCUUUCAUGCUCUUCAAUGGCUUCAUUGUCUUCUGCACACUCUUCUUAAACAUCGCCUGGUUCUUUUACUCCCUCGCUUUCUUCCUCAUCACUGUCAGCUUCUUGCUGGAUGCAGCUGGCUAUGACAUUGCUGCCACUCUCAUCUUUGGUCUGGUCAGCUUUUACUGCUUCCUUUCUGCCCUUUUCAACAGCGUCUUUGAGGGUUCCUGCUUACCAAUGGGUAGGCCCAUUGUGCAGCUUAGUGGUGUGGGGGGAGGAAAGACCAAGUGCCUUCACCUGCCUGCCAGGAAAGCUUCCUCGGUCAAGAGAAUUGCAGAUAUCCUGAAGAACGGAGGGACUUGUGGCAUCCCCACAGAUACCGUCUACGUGCUUGUGGCAGCCUGUAAUCGGCCUGAUGCUGUGGAGAAAGCUCACCACUCCAAGCGCCAGGCUCAGGAUCGCCCCAUGUCACUCUGGAUUUCUAGCCUAAAGCAACUGGAACCUGCAAAGCAUUUGCUGACUCCCAUCCUCUGGGACUUCAUGGAGGCUGCCUGGCCAUCUCCUAUCAGCUUGGUGGUUCCCAGAGGUGAAUGGGUGGACUUCCUGGGAAUGAAGGACUCUGCUAAAUACGUCGGAACCCCUCAGAGCGUUGCCAUCCGCAUCCCCGACUGCUCUGUCACCACCCACCUCAUCGACUUGGUGGGCCCCAUUGUGGUCACAUCAGCCAACCCAACAGGAGAGGCAGACACAACACACCACAACCAAGUAUAUGCCAAGCUGGGAGACAAGGUGGAUGCAGUUCUUUGCGAUGGACCUUCUCCAGAGAACAUUGCCUCCACCGUCGUGGACUGCACCAAAAUUGACAGUGGAAACAUAGGAUUCUUCAGAGUCGGUAUCAUCCCCAAGUCUCAGGUGCUGCAGAUACUGGAGCAGGUGCAGAAGAAACACACGUCAGUUCCGAACAGUGGCACCUGUGCCAUGACAGACCGGGAAGAACAUCUGAAUCGUGGCCGCGCUGCGCACAACGGGGUGGGCACGGCUGCCUCGGAAGAGACGGCGCCGGUGCCGUCCCCGGAUGACGGCGGCGAGAAUCACACUCGCCUCUGA